AUCCUCUUCCUUGCCCAAAAACCCCUUCACUCUCUGCCUCCUUCUUCNCCACCACCCCUACCACCCACCCCACCCCCGUAAGGUUGCAGUCCACAUAAGGGUCUCAUUAUUAUUAUUAUUAUUUAUUAUUAUCUGUUUCUUGGGUCUUCUAAAAUUAGCUCUAAAGCUCAAGAAUCAGAAAAGCAGUCACCAUUUAAAGCUGAUGUUUUUACAUUGUUAUUUGAGACCAAUAUUCAUGGUUUUGCUCUUUCCGUUAUAUGCUCUCCAGUUUUAGCUAUUUUGGGUUUUGAAUGGCAUUAGUUCAACACCUAUUAACUACUAGCUGCCGCUCCAUCAUGUUGCAGAACAGGACAUUGCAUAAUUAUCAGACAAAUUGCUUACAAUGUUCGACGCAUGCAGCUGUUGACAGAUUUGAGAAACUGUCUCGUAAAGCCAGGAUAUGUUGUGGGACCAGAACUAUGCAACCGAUGAAUUUAAGAGUCACAUCUCAACGGAAAAUUCAUUCUCUCAGAACCUAUGCUAAUGAGCCUGGAUCUUCUUCUGCAUUUAGUAUCCUUCCGCCAUCAAAGCAGGGAUUAGCCAGUAGACCAAUGCCCAUUAUCUUCAGUUUCAGGUCAUUUGGAGGAAUAAGUUCACGGUGUUACAACACAAAAGGGAAAUUGCAUUUUUCCCCUGAUGCAAGAGCAAUAGCAGAUAAAGGCACUGUUGGAUCAAAAGUAGUUAGUGACGGAAAUAAAACAUUCUUUAAAAAUUUCAAGAAUCACUCAGAGCGGUCUAAGGAAUUGGCUGUUCAUAGAAGAAAUGCUAUGCCGGACAAGGUGGCUGAGAAAGGCACUCCAACCUCUAAAGAAUCAGCUAGUAAGAAUGUUGAUCUGGUCAUUACAAAAGACACCCCUGUUAAGGUUGAUGAGAAGGAUGUCAACCUGGAGAUUUCAGGUCUGUCUCUUAGUAAUAAUGGGAAGUCAACUUCCACGGGUAAGGAGAAAGCAAAGAAGCAAUCAAGAAGCAAAAAGAAUAAAAAUGUUGCUUCUGAUGCAGUAGAUCAGCCAAAAGUUUCUAGGACUCCCCGAGCAAAGAAGUCUAAUCCUGCUAAAGAUGAGCAAUCUCCAGCAGUAUCAGAGAUUAGUUCGCCGGUUAGUUCUUCCACAGUAGGCCCUGUUGGUAAUGUCUCAACGAAGGUUGACUCGGCCCAAGGGAAAAGAACCUCUCCCAGGAAAAGGAAAUCCACCACAAAGGAGAGCAAUUCUCUUGGAGAACUGAAUGAGGCAUCUGCAUUGCCAUCUCAUAGUAAGUUAGUACCAAACCAGAGUUCAAAUGUGAGCAGCAAAAGUAAGCCCCCGGGAAACAAAACAUGGCCAAAACUAUAUCCUCCCACAGCAAAAUCUGUGUUGGUGGUGGAGUCUGUCACAAAGGCGAGAGUUAUCCAAGGGUACCUUGGUGACAUGUUUGAAGUCCUGCCGAGUUAUGGUCAUGUCAGGGACUUGGCUGCAAGGUCUGGAUCUGUCCGACCAGAUGAUGACUUCAGCAUGGUCUGGGAAGUACCUUCUGCUGCCUGGACUCAUCUCAAGAGCAUAAAGGUUGCGUUAAGUGGAGCCCAGAAUCUUGUUCUUGCAUCAGAUCCUGAUCGUGAAGGAGAGGCUAUUUCCUGGCACAUUAUAGAGAUGUUACGGCAACAGGAUGCCCUACGUGAUGAUAUUAAUGUGGCAAGGGUUGUUUUCAAUGAAAUUACUGAAUCGUCCAUCAAAGCUUCCCUGCAGUCUCCAAGGGAGAUUGAUGCAAAUCUAGUACAUGCUUAUCUUGCAAGGCGUGCUCUUGAUUACCUGAUUGGGUUCAACAUUUCUCCACUGCUAUGGAGGAAAUUACCUGGUUGUCAGUCUGCUGGUCGGGUUCAGUCUGCUGCCCUAGCACUUAUAUGUGACAGAGAAAUGGAAAUUGACGGAUUCAAACCACAGGAAUAUUGGACCGUCCUGGUUGAGUUUAAGAAAAACAGAAACCUAGAUUUAGCCAAUAACUUUUUGUCAUCCCACUUGACUCAUUUUGAUUCCAAGAAAUUAAACCAGCUCUCUGUUAGCUCUCAUACCGAAGCAACAGAAAUUGAACAGAAGAUAAAUGCAUCAAAUUUUGAAGUUAUAAGCUCUAAGAUAACCAAAAAGCAGAGAAACCCUCCUCCUCCUUAUAUAACAUCAACACUUCAGCAAGAUGCUGCAAACAAAUUGGAUUUUACAUCAACAUAUACGAUGAAACUUGCACAAAAGCUCUAUGAGGGGAUCCAGUUGUCUGAUGGCAAGGCAACAGGAUUGAUAACUUAUAUCAGAACAGAUGGAUUGCACAUUUCAGACGAAGCUACCAAGGACAUUCAAUCCUAUAUCAGCGAAAGGUAUGGGCAUAAUUUUGCAUCAAAGAAUGCUCGUAAAUACUUCAAGAAGGUAAAGAAUGCUCAAGAGGCCCAUGAAGCUAUUAGACCCACUGAUAUCCGAAAGCUACCCUCAACACUUGCUGGGGUGCUGGACGAUGAUGCACUUAAGCUAUACAAACUUAUAUGGUCCCGUACCAUGGCAUGCCAGAUGGAACCUGCUACGAUGGAGCAGAUACAAGUUGAUAUUGGGAAACCUGACCAGUCCAUAAUCUUUCGUUCUGCAAGCUCAAAAGUACAGUUUCCUGGCUACCAAGCUGUCUACGAGGAUGUGGAAACUAACUCAAUGAGAGAUAAUGAGAGUGGGAGGGAUGAUCGUUCUGAAGUAUUUGAGGCUCUUAGGAAUUUAACUGCUGGGGAUCAAAUGUAUUUGGGUAAAGUAAAACUUGAGCAACACCACACUCAGCCUCCACCACGAUACUCGGAGGGGUCUUUGGUUAAAAAGCUGGAGGAGCUCGGCAUUGGAAGACCUUCCACUUAUGCAACCACAAUAAAAGUGUUAAAGGAUAGGAAUUAUGUCACUGCCAAGGGGAGAACACUCUAUCCUGAAUUUCGUGGGCGUAUGGUAUCAGCAUUUCUCUCUCAUUACUUUACUGAAGUAACAGAUUAUAGCUUCACUGCCGACAUGGAGACAGAACUUGAUAAUGUCUCUGCUGGUUUGACUGAAUGGAAAGGUCUUUUGAGAGAUUACUGGACUAGAUUUAGCAAGUAUUGUGAACAUACUGGUAAUGUGCACAUUCAUCAGGUGGAGAAGAUGUUGGAGAAAACGUUUGGUGAUUUUCUGUUUGCAUCUCUUCCUGAUGAAAGUAGGACAUGCCCAAGCUGUCUUCAGGGAACUUUAAUCUUCAAAGUGAGCAGGUUUGGUGCAGGCUAUUUUAUAGGUUGUGACCAACACCCAAAAUGCAAGUGAGUAAUGAGCAACCAUAGAUUUUGGA
Molecule: messenger RNA, 3348 nt
Organism: Nicotiana tabacum (common tobacco)
Lineage: Eukaryota; Viridiplantae; Streptophyta; Magnoliopsida; Solanales; Solanaceae
Source: RefSeq, a predicted model, not a curated record